Molecule: messenger RNA, 2130 nt
Organism: Cephus cinctus (wheat stem sawfly)
Lineage: Eukaryota; Metazoa; Arthropoda; Insecta; Hymenoptera; Cephidae
Gene: Cth
Product: cystathionine gamma-lyase
Exons: 8
Coding region: 198-1241 (347 amino acids)
Biological process (GO): transsulfuration
Cellular component (GO): cytoplasm
Molecular function (GO): cystathionine gamma-lyase activity; pyridoxal phosphate binding
Source: RefSeq, a predicted model, not a curated record
AUUAUGGCAAGAAUCUUCGUGAAGGCAUUGGCCGGCAGAGGCGGCAGCUUCUAAAGCAUACGGGACCACGUUUCCAACAAGAUUCGGUAGUCCGCAGCAGUUUGCAGUGGUCUGUCUUCUGCCGUCGUGCGAUUUGGGUUGUUGGGAGUCUUUACAUUCCUGUUAACUGAUUAUUUUCUCAUACAUCCUCCUCAAUCAUGCCGACUAAUAUCCAAGAUGGUUUUGCAACAAGAGCCAUUCACGCAGGACAAGAUCCACUGCAAUGGAGUCAUUGUUCUAUUGUUCCUCCUUUAGUAAUGUCCACAACUUUUCGGCAAGACGCACCAAAUGAACACAGAGGUUUUGAGUAUGGACGAUCAGGAAAUCCUACUCGUAAUGUUUUGGAAUCAUGCUUAGCUGCGCUAGAAGGUGGCAAACAUGCAUUUGCAUUUGCAUCUGGCCUUGGUGCAACAACAGGUAUUAUAUCAUUAUUGCAAUCAGGAGAUCAUCUUGUAUGUGGUAAUGAUAUAUAUGGAGGAACCAACCGGUUUUUCCAAAAGUGUUCUUCUAAGCAAGGCAUUAAAGUUACCUUCGUGAAUGCGAGUGAUCCAAAACAGAUUAUAGAUUCUGUACAAUCCAACACAAAGAUGAUAUGGCUAGAGACUCCCACCAACCCAUUAUUAAUGUUAGUCGAUAUUAAAGCCGUUGUAGAAUCUCUUAAGGCGACCCGUCCAGAUAUUAUUCUUGUUGUUGAUAAUACUUUCUUAACAUGCUAUUUUCAGCGUCCUCUAGAACUUGGCGCAGAUAUUGUUACAUACUCGUUAACAAAAUACAUGAACGGUCAUUCUGAUGUUAUAAUGGGUGCAGCAAUUACCAAGUGUGAUGAUCUUGCCGAGCGAUUGCGAUUUAAUCAAAAUGCCAUGGGUAUCGUGCCAUCGCCAUUUGAUUGUUCACUGGUAAACCGUAGUUUGAAAACACUGGAACUGAGAAUGAAGCAACAUAUGAAGAAUGGUCUUGCUGUCGCCAAAUAUUUAGAAAAACAUCCUCUAGUUGAAAAAGUUAUUCAUCCACUACUUCCAUCUCAUCCACAACAUGAAUUGGCCUUGAAGCAAACAACUGGUCACAGUGGAAUGAUCUCUUUUUAUAUUAAGGGUGAUUCCGUUAAAUUUUUAAAGGCUUUGAAAUUAUUCUGCGUAGCCGAAUCUCUUGGCGGAUACGAAUCACUUGCAGAAUUGCCUCAUGACGCACGCAUCUAUUCCUGAAGCAGAGAGAGCAGCAUUAGGUAUUACUGAUCAAUUAAUUCGCUUAUCUGUGGGACUUGAAUCUGAACAAGAUGUGAUAGCUGAUCUUGAUCAAGCUUUCAAAGUGUGCCAAUCAAAUGAUGCAAAAUUUUAGCAAUACUUUAAUAAAUAAUAACAAAUUUAUCAUAAUGUUAUCACGUAUAUAUGUAUAUUUUUUUUUUAGUAGAUUCAAAUUUUGUAUAUACCUUUUGGUGCGGGUAACCUUCGGUAUCUAAAUUUUUAAUUAAUUAUCAUUGUUUAUAGAUGCGAUUCGGGGCAUAAUAUUUUCUUGUCUCGUUUGAGCCACAGUUUCAUAUAAUAUAUUGCUCUUUUUUUCAUGUACAGCAAGUCCUCGAGUUACACAAAUUAAAUUGUGUGGCAACCUACUGAACGAAUUAAUCGACUAAGUCGAGAAUUUGCUGUAUAUAAUAUUUACAAUAUUUUUAGUCACAUCAUUGUUUAUCGUUGGUAUUUUACUGAUAAUUCGUAUACUGUAAUUUCUGCGAGUACAAAUUUCAUGUAUAGUCUGCAUAAUAUUAUAUCGAACUUUACAACUCACAUUGCUUUUAUCGUAAAGUAGAAAAGUCUUGUUCCAUGGUAAACAAAACUGUUUUGGAUACGAACAAUUUUGUUUAUAUAUGAAUGUGCGACGCUUCACAUGAGAAUGUCAUUGUGAAAAUAAAUAUUCACUGUUAACCUACUUUUAUACUGUUUAACAAGCGAAUUUUUGUAUCAGACUAUUUCUUCAAACACGCGUGUUGAGAUGACUUGUUAAGCUAAUCUAUUUUGUUCUGUUUUCGUUUAUGUACGUAAUAUGUAAGUAACAAAUUAUUGAAGAUUAUAAAUAAAUAUUUAUUCAUUGCUUCUCGAA